Messenger RNA from Bipolaris maydis ATCC 48331, 4460 nucleotides. Its product is annotated as Sec23-binding domain of Sec16-domain-containing protein. The record is from RefSeq and is a predicted model, not a curated record. NCBI's taxonomy places the organism in Eukaryota, Fungi, Ascomycota, Dothideomycetes, Pleosporales, Pleosporaceae. Gene Ontology annotation, cellular component: endoplasmic reticulum exit site; ER to Golgi transport vesicle membrane. Gene Ontology annotation, biological process: autophagy; COPII vesicle coat assembly; Golgi organization.
AUGGACGAAGACGCCCCCAACUUUUCUUAUGCCUAUGGUGGCGCGCCUUUGACCCCAUCGUCCGCUUCGUGGAACCCUGCGCUGCGAAGCGAAAAGGAAGCCAGCGCACCAGCCAACGCGAAACCACCAGCACAGCCCAAGCCGGAAUCUUUGUCUGAAGAAGAGGGAGAAGGAGAGGACGAGGAAGAUGAAGAGGAUGAUGAUGAGGAGGAGGAAUCGGAGGAAGAAGACAGCGAUGACGAAGAUGAAGACAAAGCUCCGUCCCAACCCGCUGUAACCGCACCACUAGCGACUGCGCCUUCACCUUCAAUCAAGCCUGCAACUGCUGAGAAACAUUCGAAUGAUGGAUUUACAGCUCGCGAUAUCGUUGCUCAGGCAGAGCAGAGCGCAUCACAACCACCAGUCCAACAAUCCCAGGAGGAAUCCGGAGCAGGUGGGCCUGAGAAGGAUCUCGUAAACGCAACGCAGGCGCUCAACAUCGAGGAACAGACUGCCCCGGCAGAAACUGAAGUAAACAAAGAUAAAGGGGAGGAGGAAGAGGAAGACAGUGAGGAAGAGAGCUCCGACGAAGAACCAAGUCCCGAAGCGCAUCCGGAAGUGAAUUACGAGCACCAAGGCGAAAGCACUGUUCUAGAGGACGCUGUGACUGAAAGUGUAAAGGCACCUCUGGUAGCAGAUACCGAAGCGGAUGAGUGGGGUACCUCUGGCGACGAUGCCUUCGAUCUUGAUGGACAACCACAGGAAUCCGCUUUGCCAAUACCUGCGGUAGAAGCUGUUGGGACAACAGUAGGAGACGAGUCUAUUGGAAACACAACUGUGGGUGGAAACGCAGGCGCAGACAUCGACUGGGGUAACACAGAAGAAGAACAAGAGGACUUUUUUGGUACAAUUGCGGGCCAACAAAUUGAACCUGCGCAGUCUACAGAUGAGACCCCUGGUGCGCAUGUAGUACAGGCAGAAACGAAAGCCCCCGAGAAGAGCGAAUGGGAUUUGGACCUGGACUUGGACGAUGAUUUCUUGCCUGACAAGGAAGAUGGACCGGUCAUUGAAUUGAGUGACGACGAAGGUUUUCUCGAAGAUGAACCCCCUGCGGCAGCAGGACAGCCCACACAGUCACAUCCGUCAGGCACUGCAAGCCGGUACGCGCCCCAAUCUGCAACGCCAGCGGCAGUACCUGCUGCGAGCCCAUAUGCCCCCCAAGCACAGUCAAGCCCUGCGGCCACCCCGGCCUAUGAUGGCUUUGGGCGGAAUUUGGCAUACCAACAGCAGCAACAAUCCCGACCUCCUCCACUUUCCACAGCAUGCCUCAACAGCAUGGGCAAGAGUCUGAACCUCAGCCUCAAGCCCCGCCAACUCACCAGCUUUCUCAGUCAAUCGAUGGCAUCGGUCAACUACGACUUCAUUGUACCUGAAGAUGAGCGGGCAGCUGACCCACUUGAGAGGUGGAAGGGAUAUCCCAUCUUCACAUGGGGUCUGGGAGGUACUGUGGUAACGAGCUUCCCAAAGCAGAUUCCUCGAUACGGAGGCGGUGGUUCGGCGCCAAUGAUGAAGACCAACCCCGGUGAGAUUCGUCUUCAGAGCAUCAAGGAAGUCCUACCUCUGCCAGAAGAUAUCGCAAAGUUCCCUGGGCCGCUCAAGGCAAAGAGCAAGAAGAAGGACGUACUGGCAUGGCUUGGUCGCAAGAUUGAAGUGUUAGAUGCUCAGUCCAAAGAGCCUGCACUCGAGCAUUCUAUGAGUGAAGACGACAUCAAGCGCCUCGGAGACAGAGUACUUCUAUGGAAGCUCAUGCAGAUUCUUGUUGAGCAUGAUGGUCGACUAGAAGGUGCACCUGCGGAGGUCGCUAUCAAGAAGAUAUUCUCCCCUGUUAAAGAAGAAGUCCCAGAUGCCGAUGGCUCCUAUUCAACCGGAGUGGAUAUAGUUGGGCGCUCAAGAUCCAAUACCUCAACUAUCCAAGCAGAACCUUCCGACCCACGGACCCUCGAAAACUUGCAAAAUAUGCUUAUUCAAGGUGACCGCGAAAAGGCAGUCUGGCACGCUGUUGACCAGCGACUAUGGGGUCAUGCUAUGUUGUUAUCUUCGACUGGCAACAAGGACACAUGGAAACGGGUUGUUCAAGAAUUUGUCCGGAAAGAAGUCAAAAAUGUCGGGCGCAAUAACCAGGCAUUGGCCGUGUUGUAUGAAGUCUUUGCUGGUAACCAUGAGGAAGCCAUUGACGAAUUGGUACCGGCGUCAGCUCGUGCCGGCUUUCAGAUGAUAAGUGCAGAUGGGGCCGGAGCUACACAAAAUGCACUCCAGGGCCUGGACAAGUGGCGUGAGACGAUUGCGCUGAUUUUGAAUAACCGCAGCGAGGGUGAUGCAUCAGCCCUAUUGUCUCUUGGAAGAUUGCUUGCUCAGUAUGGCCGAGUCGAAGCUGCGCACAUUUGCUUCAUCUUUGCCCGCUCAGUGAUCAAGAUUGGUGGCAUCGACGAUGUCCAGGCCGAUCUUGUGCUCAUUGGCGCUGACCACCGCCAGUACCCUCUAGAAACAGGCAUUGAGCUUGAGCCGAUACUUCUGACCGAAGUGUUCGAGUUCGCCAUGUCGUUGUCAUCACCAAGUGUUCCGUAUGUGCUACCGCACCUACAACACUUCAAACUAGCACACGCAUAUCAGCUGGCGGAAAAUGGUUACAAGACGGAUGCACAGGCAUACUGCGACUCUAUUGCGGCGAUUAUGAAGGCAACAACGCAGAUUUCUCCAUACUACAGCCCAGCCUUUAUCACUACCCUAGACGACUUGAGCCAGCGCCUAUCCCAAGCCCCUAAGGAUGGUUCGUCUUCAUGGAUUUCCAAGCCUAGCAUGGAUAAGGUUGGAAGCUCUCUGCUCUCAAAAUUCAACAGUUUCAUUGCAGGCGACGACGAAGCCGAUGGGGGGAGGCCGGCUGGUACAGAAUCUGGACCUUUUGCUAACAUUGCUGGAGGCAGCCCAGCCCUCACGCCAUCGCAGUCGAACGCGGACCUAUAUGGCGCCAUGUCCGGCUACGGCAUACCUGCACAACCAGCAGCACCAGCCAACUCGAGGUACGCCCCGUCAAAUGCAUAUGCGCCAAGGUCAUCUUCGGAGCAACAGCGAUCUCGUUACGAGCCUCAGGGCCGACCAUCGAUGGAGUCAAACGACAGCUUUGGCAUGCGAGCCGCGUCAGACUCGUACACUCCUAUGACUCCAACCUCAGGCAUAUUGAGCCCUACGCAAAACCAGUUGAGCCCACCAAGCGCACGUACACAAGCCAAGGUUCAAUCUUAUUCCCCACUGCGUCAGGAUUUCAGCCCUCGUCAGGCCUCGUACAAUAGUCCUUACAUGCCUAUGUCUUCUGUCGAAGGGUUGGCUGCCUCUCCUGCCUUUGGCGGGUACCAGCCUCAAGCGAGCUUCGACGAGCCCGCCCAACCCGCGACGGACGAGCAGGGGCAGGGAUCAUCUAACACGUAUGAGCCUCCGUCAUACCAGCCGUACAACCCGGAUGAGGACGACAAGGAGGAAGAGGAGCAACCCAAGAAGAAGAAAUCUUUCAUGGACGAUGACGACGACGAUGACCUGGCUGCUCGUGCCUCUGCAUUGAAAAUCAGCGGUGGCAGUAGCUCCAAGUCCGAGGCAGACAGGAAAGCAGACGAGGCCUUCCGCAAAGCUGCGGAGGAAGACGCAAAACGCGACAAGGAGGCAGCAGCGGCGAAGAAGGGAGGGUGGCUUUCUGGGUGGUUCAAGAAGGACCCGAACGCUGGGCCUGGACCUAUCAAAGCGAAGCUUGGAGAAGAGAGCAGCUUCGUCUACGACACCGAUCUCGGAAAGUGGGUCAACAAGAAGGCGGGUGCAACAGAUACGGCCAAGCCCGCUGCCACACCUCCGCCUCCACGGUCUGGCCCGCCUGGGGCAGCUCGGAGCGCUUCAGGAAGCGCUGCUCCCGCACCUCCAUCGUCUGCUGGGCCUCCGGCUGCAGGUGCAUUGCGUCCACCGGUAUCGAACCUGCGGUCGUCGUCAUUGCCACCACCGCUGCACAGUGCUGGCUCUCGUGCAUCGACGCCGGGCAUUGCUGAGUCGGAUGAAGAAGGUCUUGCCGGGCCCAAACCACCUAUGCUAGCACGACCCAGCUUUGGUGCUGCGUCAGGACCGCCAUCACGGCCUGGUACAGGCAUGAGUAACGCUAGUAGUAUUGACGAUUUGCUGGGAGCGCCUCAAGCGAGGAAGGGACCAGCAGCAGGAAAGAAGAAGAAGGGCGGCCGUUAUGUGGAUGUCAUGGCCAAGUAGAGAGAUCAGGGGAGACGAGCGAGGUAGAUUUCACGGUUUUACGAGAGGCAUGUGUAUGGGUGCAAGGAUUGUGUGAAUGGGUCGGGUAAGUAGAGAGGUGACGCAUGGGUCGGUACCUGCAUUAGACGGGCGCCAGCAUCCCGGGUCGUGGGUGUAUGUACAAUAACGAGUUAUUUUUUGCUGUU